CAGGUUGCAACAUGCAGCAUUUCGGCGACCUUGACUCGGCUACCGAGGAACAACUGCGUCUCAACAAUUUUGAGGGCAAAUUCGAUGUUAAAGAAUUUGUUGGAUCUAUAUCUGAGAGAUUAAUCACGCAAUCAAAGGCAAGCUCUGGGCCAUUCGAUCCCAAGCCAUUUAUACGAACAUUUGAAGCAGUCGUAGACAAGUUGAUCAGUGUGCGCAAGGAUGUCCAGGCUAAGACGGAACAGAUGGAAAAGAGUGUUCGAGUGGCAGAAAGGGAGUACUCGAAGAAGAUGGCAGACCUGAACCGAGGAUUCGAGGCCGUUGGAUCAUCCUUUUCGACAAUGGAAAGCAAGAUGAACGAAGUUGGACGCACUGCGGUCCGAAUAGGUGAACAGCUGGAAUCCAUUCACAUUGAACGCCAGAGAGCCCAGGCUGCCCAUGACCUCAUCAAUUACUACAACCAAUUUUCGCGCGGUGAUACUUCACGUUUGGAUGCUUUGAAGAAAGAAGGUCGAGAAGGUCGAAGUCAAGUUGCCGUUAUAUUGCGCCGACUCACAACUGUGGCCCGAGAGGUGGAUCUCCCCAGUGCAGACAAGACCCGAGAGAACAUUGACAAAUACUGCGAGAAGUUCGAGAAAGACAUGAUAUACCUCUUUGACCGAUGCUACCGAAAAGGAGACCCAAAGUUGAUGCAUCAUUGCGCACAAACAUUGUUAGAUUUCAAUGGUGGUGCAUCUUGCGUUCAAAUCUAUGUCAACCAACAUGAUUUCUUCAUGAACAAGGUUCGUGACACUGCAAACCACAGUGACGACCUGUUGUGGAAUAAUGUUUCCAAACCGGACGAAAGCCCGCCCAAAACAGAAUCAGGCCUCACAGAGUUGUUCGGAGAAAUACGAGCAACUGUCGCCCAGGAAUCACAGAUAGUCCAAGCAGUAUUUCCAAACCCACCAUUUGUCAUGCAAGUUUUCCUGCAGCGUGUUUUUGCUCAGUCUAUCCAACAAUACAUGGAGCAGCUCUUGACAAAGGGCUCUUCUCUUUCUGAUCUGGCUUACCUACGAAUUCUACAAUUGGUGCACAACCAAACAUCCAACCUCGUCGAAGACCUGAAAGCUCAUGAGCUCCCAUCCAUCACACCCAGCAAAUCAUCUCUGGAGAUAUCAGAGUUUCGUAGGGUUCUCUCCGGUGCACUGACGGUUUCUGGAACGUCGACAACGUCUGUUGUGAGCGCCAUGCUAGAAAACGCGAUGGCAGAACUGUUUGUACCAUAUAUCGAGGGCCAGAAAUAUCUUGACAGAGAGAGCAAGAGUCUUGGCGAGCUUUAUGCGGGACUGCUUGCGAAUUAUACUCGAUAUCAUAUGAGAAUGCAGAAAGUAAAAUCCUCGAUGUUUGAUCGGAUGGUGGACAGGCUCGGAGCUGCUGCCGCGAAUACUACGACAUCCGGUGGUUCAAGCACAUCGGCACAGGCUGCAGCGCUGAUCAUGCGGUAUGGAGGGAUAAGCUCAGAAAGAAUACAGGACAAGAGCUCAGAAGAUAACGUGCGGGAAGAAGACGGUUUGCUGAGCAUUGACGUUGCAGAGAAGAUGCUCAAGUGGCAUGCGGAAGCUGUUGGGAGAUGUGUUGAGCUGACUUCUCAAAAUGACGUCCCUAAGAACACAUUUAUCCUCCUAAGAGUGUUAGCGGAAGCCAUCGGCGCCGCAUACCUGGAGACUGCAAUAGAAUCAGCUAUCGCUCGUCUUGAAUUUGCCGACCCGAAACUUGAACCAAGUCUCCAGCCACUCGAAGUGUUGCGCUCAGUAGACCUCAUAUGCCAUCUGUGGCAGCAAUAUACGAAUAUGGCACUGUUUCCACUUGCAGCGUCAUCCGUCACUGUUCGGCGUGAAAUGACCAUCUUCAACAAUCAAACUGUAAGCAGGACCGAAGGGGCAGCAAAUACGCUGAUACAACGCACCAUAGAUGCUACCAUAACUUGGCUUUCUCUGCAGCUCUCGAAACAAAAGAAGAAUGACUUCAAACCACGGAAUGACGACCUCUCAUUUGCUCGUGUCAACACAGAACCUUGCGUAGCUUGUUGCGAGAUACUCGAGAAAGUGAGAGAUGCAGCGAUACAGAAUAUUAGCGGCAAGAACAGAGAGGCUUUUCUCACCGAAAUAGGUGUCUCCUUCCACAGUCUACUACUUGAUCAUCUCCGCAAAUAUCCUGUUAGUGCGACAGGAGGUUUGAUGCUUGCUAAAGACCUCAAAUCGUACCAGGAUACAGUGGCAUCUUUCAAUAUACCCGCUCUGCACGAACGAUUUGAGUUCAUCAGACAGCUCGGCAAUGUCUUUCUCGUGCGUCCUGAGAUCCUCAAGUCUUAUAUCACAGAAAAUUACCUCGGGCGCAUCGAUUCUGCCUUACUCAAACCCUACCUUGCACAACGAAGUGACUGGGGCCAGUUCGAGACCCGCUUCAACGAGAACGUCGAUGUAGAGGAUGUUGCAACAGACAGUGCUUCCAAGGGCCUUAAAGAUCGAUUCAAGAUGGCGAAGUUGGGCACGAUGGUGAAGGAUCUUGAAGGUCUUAAACUCGGUGAUGGUAUUUCUAUGGGUAUCCCCAGUGGAUUUACUGGGGGCUUUUCUAUAGGCGGACGUGGAUUGAACAAUAACAGUGCCUAGUAUACAUACAUACCUCUGUUGUGUUCGAUGGUGGUACAUCAAAUCGAAUCUGGUCGACUAUAUACUAUCUCUA
This is a messenger RNA of Suillus discolor, 2721 nucleotides long. Its product is annotated as exocyst complex component Sec10-like protein. The transcript is spliced from 15 exons. Gene Ontology annotation, biological process: exocytosis; Golgi to plasma membrane transport. The record is from RefSeq and is a predicted model, not a curated record. Gene Ontology annotation, cellular component: cytoplasm; exocyst. NCBI's taxonomy places the organism in Eukaryota, Fungi, Basidiomycota, Agaricomycetes, Boletales, Suillaceae. Bases 12 to 2648 code for a protein of 878 amino acids.